AUGAUUAUGGGCCUUGUAAGAACCAAUGAAGGUCCCUCUUUUCUUCAAUUGAAAGGCGAUGACAACAUUAUUUUAAAAGUGCUGAACACACAGCGACAUUCAGGAAUAUUAUGCGAUGUUAAUUUGACAGUGGAUGGCCAGAACUUUUCAGCGCAUAAGGCAGUUCUCGCGGCCAAUAGCCGGUUCUUCUUUGCCAUGUUUACCACAGAAAUGCUGGAAAAGGAUAAAACAAGUGCUAGUGUAAGUACUAUUACUGCUGCUGCCAUGGAAAGCAUUUUAGAUUUCAUGUACACGGGACGGAUUCAAAUUCACAUCGAAAAUGUUUUCGAAUUGCUAGAAGCAUCAAAUUAUUUAUUUGUGGAAAAGGUGAAGAAAGCUUGUUGUCAAUUCCUACAGAGUGUACUCGAUACAGAAAACUGUUUUAUGAUUCUUUCGAUGGCUGACGCCUUCUCGUGCAAUGAUCUAAGUCAAACAGUCACCCAAUACGUAAAUCGAGAAUUUAGUAAAGUUGCCAAGACAGAAUCAUUUUUGAAGUUAUCCAAAGAAGAGAUUAUCAAGUUCCUGUCCAGUGAUGAUAUAUCGGUUGAAAAUGAAGACCAACUCCUUGAAAUUAUCACCGACUGGAUAAGCUACGAUUUGGAAGCGAGGAAAGACUUUUGUGGUCAAUUAUUGAAAUUAGUUCGACUAUCUUUCGUUUCUUUGUCACAAUUGAAUGGCCCGCUACAUGAAAAGGAAUUGAAUGAAUUGAUCAUUCCAAGACUUGUUACAGAAUUCAAAGGAGCAACCUACGAAAAAGAAGCUGGGAAAAUGACUGCGAGGAAAUCGUACCGAAGUGUGGAAGUGAUUCUGGUAGCAGGCGGAUGCGAUAAUUCAGCAAUCUUAAGCAAUGUCUGUUGUUUUGUUCCUGUCGUUAGCAAGUGGGUGGAAUUGUCGGCCAUGAAGCUGCCGCGAUGGAGGUAAAUCUACAAAAGACUUUUGUUUUGCCGGUUACGACUGACUGAGUACUCAACAUUUAGCCGGCCUUGUAUCAUGCGUGUAUCAUGCAUGUAUCACCAGCAUGUAUCAUGAUAAGUUAUGUGUUAAUUACACAUUAUCAAAGGAACUCAAGGUCACGCCUUUUGGAUGUAGACAAAAGCUCUCUUACACAGAAUUAAAUCUCGGAAUACGUCAACCGGGUAGAAAAGCUCCAAACAUUUCUAAAUAAUGCAGAAAGAUGGUGUAGGAAGGACAAAUUAUCACGAAUUGCGAAUAUGACUCUAAGGCAGUUAAGGUUAUAUUUAAAAAGUAUGUAAAUAAUGUUUAUUUUAUUGCAUGUUUUGCUAUUGUCUUCGUCGUGUUUUUGAGAUCACAUUAUUCACUAAUUUCUUCCAGGCUUCAGCUGGUAACUUCACAAGAUAAUAUGUUAGCUAUUGGGGGGCUAAGAGAUGUCUGCGUUAAAGAAAGAGCGAUUCCAUUCAUAGAACGCUUCAGCGGUCAAAGUAACUCGUGGGAUGCAACUGAUCAUCAGCCUGUAGUGCAUGAUGUUGAGCUGGACUCUUUCGGUGCUGUGUCCACAGGUUCCACCACCUUUCUUCUUGUUGGAGGCCUGGAUCCCAAAACCAAUAGAUGCACGUCUCAUGUCAGUAUUUUUGAGCUUAAAGAUGGAUCCUGGCUCGUUGGACAGCGAAAAUCUUUGCUCUUUCCCAGGGCAGGCCACUGUUUAGUGUCAUCUGGAGACAAUGUGUAUGCAAUUGGUGGAUUCCAAGUACCAAACACAUUUGCUAUUCGUGAAGGAAUGCGAACAGUUGAAUGUUAUGAUUCAACUAGAGGUAAAUAUACGCCCACCUUUAGACACCAUUUGAGGACUGAGUUAGUUUGAAUACAUAUUCAAAUCUUUCCUUUCAUUACGAAAAUAGAUCGUGCAUAGGAAAGGGUUUCCUUGUGAAAGUAAUUGUAAACCCUUCAUAACCGUUUGGACCACUUUAACAAGUUGGACCAUGUUAUGCAUAAGCUAGAUGACCGAAACUUACCGAGGACUCAUUGCUAGAAUAAAACCUGGGCAAAGGCAUUCCUCUACAGGAAAAUUUUUUAAAAAACCUACCAAAUUAAUCUCAUCAAAGUCGCCGAAAAAGUAGUAUAUAAAUGGAACAUGUGAAAAAGAGACAAUUAUGUUUUGAAUAAAAAGAGUUCAUUCGUGCUAUCUAUCAUUGAACGCUCCCUUCGUUUUUUCCAAUUUAACAAGUGCAACCACAGGCGGCCCAAGCUCAAGCUGUGAGAUGAUCAUCUUGCGAAAUAAGAGUCAUGGCGAAAUCAUAAUAGUUGUAUGGGAAUAUUUACUUCCGCUCUUAGGAAUAAAAAAGUAUUGUCAAAUUCUCAAUGAAAAUACCUCAUCUUACUUCCACAGCGCAUCAUUUGUUAUCUGACCGCUCUCUAUAUUGAAAAGCACCCCUUUUUAGCGAAUUAUCCAUUUCUAGGUUUACUUUGUACAUGUACGUGUAAUAUACUUUUAUAAUUUCGUCACGACUCUUAUUUCGCAAGAUGAUCAUCUCACAACUAGAGCUUGGGCCGCUUGCGGUACAUCCAACAGCCAGUUGGUAUUCUCGGCGAUUUCUAGUUAUUUUUUUUUUCUUGCCUUUUAACUGUAUUAACUGCUAAGAACAAGUAUAAUUUGCAGUAAACAAAGAUGGCUACCUCAUCCCUUAAUCGCAACGCAUAUUUUGCUUUACCGAUCUUCUUGUCUUACUAAAUGCCUUCACUUUUAUCCAGAUGCUUGGACUUCCGUUCAACCCAUGAUUGAAGGAAGACAGUUUGCUGCUGCUGUGACGUUGAAUGACGAAAUUUUCAUCUUUGGCGGCUAUGACGGACAGAAUGUUCUUAAUUCUUGUGAGGUGUACAACGUAAAGCUUAACAGAUGGCAGCACAUUGCUCCGAUGCGUAAGUCUCGAAUGAAGCACUCUGCUGUGGCACACGGUGACAAGAUUUAUGUCAUUGGAGGUGUGAGUGACAUCAGAGGAGGUUCCGUGUUCAGUUCAGUGGAAUGCUACAUUCCCGAAAAGAACCUUUGGAUGAGUGCCCCUGACAUGCCGGUUGGAAGAUUUGAUCACCAAUGUUAUAUUUCUAACGUCAGUUAUAAGUUCCUCGCUUCCGUUCUGGAAAAAUCCCAGUGA
Messenger RNA from Pocillopora meandrina, 3146 nucleotides. The record is from the annotation of a GenBank genome assembly. NCBI's taxonomy places the organism in Eukaryota, Metazoa, Cnidaria, Anthozoa, Scleractinia, Pocilloporidae.